CAUUCAUCGACACAAGUCUCUCUCGUUGUGAAGGCCGCUUGCGCGAUGAUGAGCAUCUCAAGGGCUGCUCCGGCUCUGGCUCGUAAUAUCUGGUCCGCCCGACCCAUACCCAUCGCUGGACCCAGCAGAUGUCGUGCCAUCCAUACCCUUCCGGUCGCUCGCGCAUCCCUCGCUAGCUCUGUCCGAGUCCCCACCCCCGAAUCAGAUGUAAUCGAGUUCGAUGCGGAGCAUCAGCAGGAUUUAGCGAGUGCGAAAGAGCAACUCGAUGAGGCAUUCACGCAACGUGCUGCCAUCCUGCAUCGCGCGCCAAUGGGACCCCUCGACCCUAUCCUCCUCCCCCUCUCCUCUCUCGCCUCCGCGAAUCCUUCAGCUGCUGAUGGAUCAGGCAUGGCAAUAGCGCUGCCCCGCGAUAUCUUUUCCGAGCGAAUACGUCGAGACAUCCUACAUCGCUGCGUGGUCUGGUUCCGAUCCGCCAUGCGUCAGGGAACACACAGAACGAAAGGUCGUUCAGAGGUCGCGUAUUCCGGUCGGAAAUUGCGGCCACAAAAGGGUAGUGGAAAGGCUCGUCUGGGAGAUGCGUCGAAUCCCAUAAUCAGGGGAGGUGCCCAUGCGUUCCCUAAAAGAAAUAGAAAUUACACACAACUAUUACCACGGAAGAUCCGAGCUAUGGGCAUGCGUAUAGCUUUGACGAUGAAGUUGGAAAUGGGUCUUUUGCGAUGCGUCAAAAAUCUCAACGAAGGUGGAUGGACAAAGACCAAGGAGGCUAUGAUGGCACUCCACGGCAGCGCUUCGAGCGAGACUUCGAUCGGAUUCGACUCUGGUAAAGCCGACUCCAAAGCCCUGUCGAUCCUCUUUGUUUACCCUCACACCAAACCCGCCUCUGAUGUCAAAUCGUUCGCCCUGCCUCUUCGGAAUGUUCCCGGUGUCGAGAUCAUGUCGACCGACGAGGUGCAGGUAUAUCAUAUCCUGAAACACCGAUGGCUGGUCCUCGAAGCUGGAGCCGUUGACAUUCUCGCCCUCCAAAAAGGACAACCUAGGUUCUCUGAGGACGUACCCGAAUGGGAGACCACAGAUCUCGCAGUCGGGAUCGAAGAAGCACAAUCGACUCGCCUUCGCGGUCGUCGUGUCAACCGUCCGAGACGAUGGUUGGUACAUCGAUGGAGGAAAGUCCGAGGUGCCAAGUCUAUGCGCAAAGUCUUUGGGAUGCGGCAGGCCACAGCCGUGGAGAGAGAGUCCAAGAUGACUUGGGACAAAAUCGCGAAAUUGGGAGUGCAUCCCGUGACACCUGACAUGGUGACCAUGGCAAUCGCUUCAAAGUAUGUAAGGGAUGACAGGAGGAUCCGGAAAAUUGUACCGUGA
Messenger RNA from Kockovaella imperatae, 1359 nucleotides. RefSeq names its product ribosomal protein L4/L1 family-domain-containing protein. Gene Ontology annotation, biological process: translation. The record is from RefSeq and is a predicted model, not a curated record. The coding region runs from base 46 to 1359 and encodes 437 amino acids. Gene Ontology annotation, molecular function: structural constituent of ribosome. The transcript is spliced from 5 exons. Gene Ontology annotation, cellular component: ribosome. NCBI's taxonomy places the organism in Eukaryota, Fungi, Basidiomycota, Tremellomycetes, Tremellales, Cuniculitremaceae.